GGAUUUCUGCUUGGAAAUUGAAUGGCUACUGGGAAAAUGAACAUUAGUAUUGAUUUGAAAACUAACUCUGCUGAGCUGAUUUUAGGUGUGGGAAGAGUCACUCUUGGGGAGAAGAAUAGGAAAAAAAUGAAAGAGUGUCAACUUCAAAAAAAGCAGAAUGAAAACAUCUUACAAGCUAUGAUUGCUUUGCUGAAUUCUGGAGGGGGAGUGAUCAAGGCUGAAAUUGAGAAUGAAAACUAUAGUUCAAAAGAUGGAAUAGGAUUAGAUUUGGAAAGUUCUGUUGGAAAUAUUCUUCCAUCUGUUCAUAAAUACCUAGACUUUAUGCAGCAAGGUGAAUAUUUUCUAAUUUUUGUCAAAUCAUGGAGCUCAAAAACCUCUGGUUUACGGAUUGCCACCUUGAAGUCGAAUUUGUACAAAAGGGAUGUAACAUGUACAAAUAUCAUGGAUGCCACUGCUACAAUGGAGUUCCUCACAGACAAGAACAAAACUAAGGGGAGAUUGUAUAGAUCUAAAUUGUCUCCAAAGCAGAAUGCACAAGUAGAGAGUAACGUGAAGGCCUUGGCUGAUGACUUUUUUAACAGGACACAACUUAGGUACAGAGAAAAACUCCCCUUUACUGAAUCCACACAUGUUGAAAUGAAAGCCUUCUCAACAGACAAGUUGUUACAACGCAUUAAAGAGAUUCUCCCUCAGUAUAUUUCUGCAUUUUCAAAUACUGAUGGGGGAUAUUUGUUUAUUGGUUUAAAUGGGGAUGAAGUAAUUGGCUUUAAAAGAGAAGUGAGUGAUCUUAACAAGUUAGUUUCAGAAAUAGAAAAAUCCAUUAGAAAGUUGCAUCACUUCUGUAAGGAGAAGAAGGAGAUAAACUACGCAUGCAAAUUCCUUGAAGUAUAUGAUGAAGGGCAUCUUUGUGGAUAUGUCUGUGCCCUCAAAAUAGAGCCAUUCUGCUGUGCAGUGUUUACUAAAGAGCCAGAAUCUUGGCAUGUGAAAGACAACAAUGUGCGACAGUUUACCAUGAAGGAAUGGAUUUCCAACAUGUUGCCUGCAAACCCAAUGCCACAGGAAAGAGAUAUUCUGGAAGCCCUCUGCAAGAAACUGUUCUCACAACACAAAGGACUUGCACAGUUAAUUUGUAAAGAAAUGGGCUCUGUUGGUCCAGGGACAUUGAUAUUUUCUAGGACCUGGUCUUUGCAUCUGGGCUUGCAAGAGAACCAGAAUGUAAUCUGUGAUGCUCUUCCAAUUGCCCAGGGCUAUCCACUAGUCCUACAUACCUUCUUCAGGGUAUUAAAUAAAGAGUUAACAGGCUACUCUUUGCAAGCUGCCUUCACUUUAAAGCAUGAACUGGUAAAAAUGGGUGGUUACACUGGGAAAGUGUGUGUCAUGCUAGAGAUCUUCUACUUGAGUAAAGAGCUUUCCAUAUUGACUGAAGACAAUGCAAGUUCUUUUCAUUGA
Messenger RNA from Neomonachus schauinslandi (Hawaiian monk seal), 1449 nucleotides. It is a transcript of the gene SLFN12, whose product is annotated as schlafen family member 12. NCBI's taxonomy places the organism in Eukaryota, Metazoa, Chordata, Mammalia, Carnivora, Phocidae. The record is from RefSeq and is a predicted model, not a curated record.